AUGCGGCGCGCCGGCCAGCCGCGCGCGAGCGCGCCGCAGCGGCGGCGGCCGGCGCCGCUGCUGCGCGCACUCGGCGCCGCCGCGGCGGCCUGUGCGGCGGGCCUGCUGGCCGGCAGCCGCGGCGGGCCCGCGGAGGGCGCAGGCGAGGCCCUGAGGAUCUGCGGCGGGCCCGCGGCGGACGUGGGCGAGGCUCUGAGGAGGAUCUGCGGAGCCCGGCUACCGAGGCUCUACACGCCGGGGGCGCCGUCGUCCACGCCAGAGGGCCCAGAGAGUCCCUCGCGUUGCGGCACAAAUGACGCUGGGCGGCGUUUUGCAUUUUUUGUUCGGCCCAUUGGGUCCCUCGCCCGGCCCCGGGACUGUGGAAGAACGACUCACCGUGGAAAGUUCGUCCUUGGGAAGGGGUCCAGAUCUGUGGGGGCCCACGCUGUGAAACAGUGGGGGCCCACAUUGCGAAACAAAUCGUGA
Prorocentrum cordatum is the source of this 465-nucleotide messenger RNA. NCBI's taxonomy places the organism in Eukaryota, Dinophyceae, Prorocentrales, Prorocentraceae. The record is from the annotation of a GenBank genome assembly.